Anopheles arabiensis is the source of this 1482-nucleotide messenger RNA. Its product is annotated as E3 ubiquitin-protein ligase TM129. Gene Ontology annotation, cellular component: endoplasmic reticulum; membrane. The transcript is spliced from 2 exons. Gene Ontology annotation, biological process: protein ubiquitination. The record is from RefSeq and is a predicted model, not a curated record. Bases 34 to 1467 code for a protein of 477 amino acids. NCBI's taxonomy places the organism in Eukaryota, Metazoa, Arthropoda, Insecta, Diptera, Culicidae. Gene Ontology annotation, molecular function: ubiquitin protein ligase activity.
CACCCUCAUAUUUUUCUCUUCCCCCACAGCACAAUGGUGCCGCACAUCAUUUACGGCAUCAUCUUUGUGAUGCUGUUUUUCUUCACCAUCUUCCCGACGGCCGAGAUGGAAUCGGUCGGGCUGACGGUGGACCAUCUCUGCUCGCGCUACCUGUCCGCCGACACGGACUACGUGAUGUACCAGCUAAAAUCGACCAGCGUGAAGCUGCUGAUCCACUCGGCCAUGCCGUUCAUCUACGUCCUCUUCAUCUGGCUGAUGAUGUGGGCCAACCCGGACGAGAUGAUGGUGGUGCAGCGGCAACCAUCGCCGUUGGGGGAAACGGUCUGGGAUGUGUUCUGUAGCGCUGCCGGCACGCUGUUGAUUGUGGCCGCUGUGACCGUUUUCUACUGGGCCCAGGACGGUUGGAGCAAUCAUCCGAUCGCGAAGCAGCUGCAGCUGCUGACCAGCGCCACGCUGCCCGAUUGGCGAUCCGUUGCCACCAACAUUAACGACGAGUAUCGAAGGGAUACCAAAAUUAUCAUCCGUUCCAACGCUAUCUCGACCCUGGUGGUGACGGAAAGUUGGAUCAUUAAAACGAACAUGUACGUGCACAAUAUCAUCCCCCAGAGUGAAGCACUGCUGUACGCGUACAAGGUGAGUGGUAGGAUGCUGUUCCUCCUGUCCCGUCCCCGAUCUCUAAUUUCCGCUCCCUGUUUCGCCUCACACACCGCAGAUCGACACCAAGGAGGUGAUCACCGACACGCUCGAGUCGGCCGAGUUCGUCAAUAUCGGCGUGAAGCCCCAGCAGCAGUCCCGCAUCAAGCCGUUCAUCAUACGCAUCAACGUGGUGCACAUCAAGGAUCUGCGCGACCGGCUGCAGCAACCGAUCCUGGUGAUGCCCUCGGUGCAGUUCCGCACCCUGACCGAGCGGUUCGUGGAAGCGUUCAAGGAGGAGGUCGCCCAAAACCCGACCGUGCCGAGCGCGUACGUGCCGGACGAGGGCGACUGCUGCUUGGCGUGUCUGCAGGCCCAGCCGGACGUCAAGAUUGCCAAGUACUGUCUGGAUGUGGACGCGGCCGGCUCGGUACUGCCCGAGCAGGAGCGCUGCCAGCCGUGCGGCUGCCGGCCGCUCUGGUGCGUCAGCUGUCUGGCGACGUGGUUCGCGUCGCAGCAGCAGCGGGCCGAGCGGGACACGUGGCUCAGCAAGAAGACGACCUGUCCGAUGUGUCGGGCACGGUUUUGCGUGCGCGAUGUGUGCUAUCUCGAGGGACGCCGGACGCCGCCCGCACAGGAGGGGGAGGAGGAGGUGCUGCCGGAGACGGAGCAAUAAAUGUGUAUACACUGUACAGCGUGAGUCUUUGUUUUCCCCUCCAGGAUGACCGCCAAAAAGGGGAAGUUUUACAUGCACGGGGAGGGGAUGAGUACUUGCGCGAGUUAUGUCAAAAUAAUUCAGAAAAUUCCAUUUUCGUGCUGGGUGCAUGUGUGUGAGUGUAUAUCAUCAGC